AUGGCACAAUACUUUCUCUGUUUCUUAGUUAUAUCUCUCACAAUCUUUGCAUUUUCGAUCACCACUGUCGAGUCUCGUUCUCGUGCAAGGAUGUACCUUGAGUUACAAUGUCGAUCGGCGUUAUAUCCUGAUCUAUGUGUCGAAACUCUUUUACCAUAUGUUAGCAGAUCAGGAUUACCAAGCCCUCAAAUGUUGUCUCAAAUUUCACUAGCUACAUGUCUAUCCAAAGCUCGAUAUACCAAAACCUAUCUUAACAUGAUAGCAAAGAAAUUACUCGUAAAUGAAACCGGUUCAUCAGUAGAUGAGUCGUCUGAAUAUAACUACCAAGCAAUAGAAGAAUGUCUACGCCAAAUUAACGAUGGAGUGAACCAAAUUACACAUUCCUUUAAGGAGUUGCAACAAAUAGGAAAGGAUGGGGAUGAAAAGUUUGUGUGGCACGAGAGCAACGUGCAAACUUGGGUAAGCGCCGCCUUGACAGAUGCCACGACCUGCAUCGACGGGCUCUUGGGUGAUGGGAUGAUAAGCAGGAGGGAUAUUAUGAUGAUUAAAGCACGGUUUUUGAAUGUGAAGCAACUGGCUAGUAAUUCUCUUGCCAUGUUUAGUAGGUUCACAACAAGAUAUCGUGCCUCUCGUGGCAUAAAGAAUCCUAAAAUUUUGACAUAA
Molecule: messenger RNA, 663 nt
Organism: Erigeron canadensis
Lineage: Eukaryota; Viridiplantae; Streptophyta; Magnoliopsida; Asterales; Asteraceae
Product: pectinesterase inhibitor 9-like
Exons: 1
Coding region: 1-663 (220 amino acids)
Biological process (GO): negative regulation of catalytic activity
Molecular function (GO): enzyme inhibitor activity
Source: RefSeq, a predicted model, not a curated record